UAUGAGAGAAAACAUACGAUUCUGUAUAUUAUAUACAUGUACUGAAUAGAGUCGAGCUGAUUUUGGCGGUAUAGACAACGCGGCCCUUGAUUUCAGUCAGUUGGAGGACUAUAUCAAUGACGAGGAGGACAACCAAAACACAAUCUAUUUUCAAGAAGCGUUGGUUAGCAGUGAUCUCAGACUCGAAGAAUCGACAAGAAGUGCAAUCAAAGUAGCGGCCAAUCCGGGAAUCGUUGGCCAACAGCAACCGCUGCCCGUCGGAGUAGUUGCCGGUCCGCCACAACUGCCCCAAUACCCGGGUCAGCCACCAGUGCCCGGACCCACACCCGCUCCCCGAACCACAACCACUACUGUCACACUUGCGGUCAAUAAUAGCGCCAAUAAGUCGCCCAAAUCUCAGGCCAGGAGUCAGCCGGCGCUGACACAAUCGCCGCUAACUCACGCCAAUCAACACCUGAACCGACAGCCGGUGACACUACACCCGGCGGUCAAUAAUAGCCCGAUCGGCGUAACGCAUAUCGGCUACAAAGGCCCGCAAACAGGCGCCGCGAGACAACCCGUCCGACACAGCGGUCCACCGCCUGUUCAACACACGAACGCCGGUCAACAGCAGCCGCGGCAUCACUUGCCAGACUCGCCGCCCGAUUCCGGCUCUGAGCCCCCAUUUUCGCCCCUAAAUGACGACAAAUUGGUUGUGAACGGCGUUAACGGCACACAAGUCGGCAAUCCGUCCGAUAUGAUGAUCGGUCAGGGAAUCGACGGCAUGAAGACAUUCAUCAAUUAUAAUCACAAUUCGCUGAAACAACUCAUCCCACAGAAUGAGAACUCAUUGUUGACGACAACACCGCCGCACCAUUCGCUAACUGUGAACCACUUCCAGCCUCAGCAGCCAAUGCCAGGACUGCCACCCAUGCACUCACACCCGGUGACACUCAUACCGCAAGAGGUGCCGCCCAUCAACCAAAUGGUUCCCAUACCGGGACCGCUGGGCAUUCAGGCGACGCCCGUACCGACCGGAAUGGUCUCGCCGGCCACCGGACACCUGACCACACUAUACGGCACUAACGAAGACUACUUGGCCGCGUGUGAGUGCAUCAGUUCACCCGAACAACAGCCGCCACCACAACAACAACAACACAGUAACCACAACACCAACAGUCAGUCCAACGGCGGUCCCAAUAACAAGAAGCGCAAGAUAUCGGGCAAACAAAACACAUCCAACGCUAAUAUGAUGAACGGCGGUGUCGUCCACAUCAAGCAGGAACCGGACGGACUGUCACCCGAACCCAACCACUCGUCCGGCUCAGCCCUCGGCGUCAACAACAGCCUCCACACCACGACAUCGAUGAUAGUUCCCGGCGAUGAAGAGUACUUCGAGUACGGACCCGACGGACAGCUGUAUCUCGAUUCGGUCUAUCAGUGCAUUCGGUUUCAGGUCUUUCAAAACAAUCCGUUUACAACUCUAUGCGACUCUUCGUAUAAGGAAUUACCUCCGCCCAACUAUAGGGUCGACGCCGACAAAGGCUUUAACUUUAGUAACGCUGACGACGCGUUCGUCUGCCAGAAGAAGAACCACUUCCAGGUGACGGUUCACAUACAGCCCAUAGGACUGCCGGCCUUCGCGAAGACACCCGAAGGUGUGCUCAAGAAGAUCGACAACUUUUACCUACAUUUCUAUGGCGUCAAAGUGGAGUCACCGGCGCAGACCAUCAAAGUUGAACAAAGCCAAAGCGACCGAAGCAAGAAGGCCUUCCAUCCCGUCCUCGUGGAGUUAAUGCCGGAACAGGUGUCGAAGACAACUGUGGGUCGAUUGCAUUUCAGCGAAACCACGAGUAAUAAUAUGCGAAAGAAGGGUAAACCAAAUCCCGAUCAGAGAUACUUCUAUCUCGUGGUCGCACUUCACGCCCACGUCGGCGACCAAUCGCUGCAGAUUAUAGCCCACGCGUCGGAGCGUAUUAUUGUCAGGGCAUCUAACCCUGGUCAGUUUGAAAAUGACAUCGAGCUUUCGUGGCAAAAGGGUCACUCGCCUGAGUCCAUAUACCACGCGGGACGGGUUGGUGUGAACACCGAUCGGCCCGACGAGUCGCUUGUGGUCUACGGCAACAUCAAAGUGACCGGACAUAUCAUACAGCCGUCGGAUCAAAGGGCCAAAACCAAUAUCGAAGAGUUGGACACAAAGGAACAGCUGAAGAACGUGCAGAACAUGCGUAUCGUUCGCUAUCAGUUCCGGCCGGAGUUCGCCAAAGAGGUCGGUCUGAGCGGUGAUGAGAUGAACGAGACGGGAGUAUUGGCACAAGAGGUGCAACAGAUACUGCCCGACGCCGUGAAAGAGACGGGCGAUGUUGUGCUGCCCGACGGCGAGACCAUCGAGAACUUCCUUGUGGUGAACAAAGACCGCAUUUUCAUGGAAAACGUCGGCGCCGUUAAGGAGUUGUGCAAAGUUACCGACAAUCUCGAGACCAGAAUCGAUGAAUUGGAGAGAAUGAAUAAUAAACUCAAUAAAUUUAAUCGAUUUGAUUCAAUCAAAUCCGUUAUCUCCACCUCUAGUAUCGCCUCUGGAAGUACCGUAACGUGUAAUUCAAGUCUCGCAUCGAUCGCCACAUUAUAUGUACUCGAAUACCAUAGAAGACAUUCACAUCACCCGACACUUCAAGACACACAACAAUCGCCUACAUAUUCAAAUUCAAACACACAUUCAUCGCCUGUAAAUACACACAACAGUCCGUUCACACUAUUGCCGCACUCCGUGUCCACACCCGGUGUCACAUUUCCUGACCCGCAGUCAAUCAUGCAGUCGACAGACAAACGAUACAAUCCUAAUAGGGAUAAGACCCACCCGUCGUCGUACACGACUGCGUCGACCAUCACUCGAGGCCGGCCGACAUCCAUACCAAUACUCAAACCGCAAGUGUUGGGCAUUCCGUACAGUUGUCUGGACAUGAAUACAGUCAUAUCUUCGUGUCCAACGCAUUGCUGUAGCGAUAGUGGACUCCUGGGCCGCCGGAGCACCACUUCGUCCACUCAGUCCUCACAGUCAGGGGCGGCGUCUGUGGUGGCGGUGGUGUCGCCCGCGGCCACCAAAUUGACGCCCAUUUCCACCAAUAAUAUCAUGACUCAGAAGAGUUCCGACUCAAAGGCCAGUACUCUGGGCGGCGGUUCCGGCGCUCACGAUAUGGACGACCCGUACUCUAAGACCAGUUACAUAGAGGAAACGGCCAGCGGUGACCUCAACCACGCGAAUACACUGACCCGACGGGUGGUGUCGGACACCGAACCGACCGGUAUUUAUAACUCGACAUUAAUCGGCAGUCUUUACGACAAACUGCUGAACAAUUCGCUGAUGAAUAACAACCGAAACACCGGAGAGACGAUCGGCGACCAGAAGAAGCGUACGGACGAGUCGUUCGCCUCGAAGUACGGCUCCGUUGACCUCCAGAGUCAGAACGAGUACCCGAAGAGUGAAGACAACGCGAACCGCGAGAAACGGGAGACGAGUGAAGGCCACCAAAAGGAGUCGGCGUUCAAUUCGUUGCCGCAAAAAGAUUUGUCAAAAUCUGUGGAUUUGAUUAAAUUGAUUGAAUUGAACGCCACUAUUGGUCGCCAGUAUUGCAAUACAUUGCAGUGCAUUCAGGGAUCGGGUCCUAAGUUUAAUUAUCUCAUACCACUCUCCAAAUACAUGGACCUCGAAUACGUCACACUUCAGUUCAGCCUGAAUCAGCACAUGAAGGUAGACCACUGUGAGUCCAAAUCCAAGCCCAGCAGCUGUUCCACAGCACAUGACGAUGAAGUGGUGCCGCAAUCCUAUCACAGAUCCACUGAUCAUAUAUUAGUACCAGAGAUGACACCCAAUUGGCGGAUACCUAUCGGUCUAUAUAUGAGAAACAUCACCAGCACUACAUCCACUCCGACCACAGCCUCGACAGCGCCACAACUGUCGCCGCCAAAGCAGUCUUCUUCGGCCAACACAUCCCAAACAAUGGCCGACAAUGAGAUCGAUCUGUACGCCGACGACUUGGGCGAAGAGUUCACACAGGAGAACGACUACAACGAGUCGGGCCUUGACUUAUACGACGAUGUGAUCACUCCGUCCGCUAAUAACAAGAGGGGCGCCGACGACGAGGACUACGGCCUCCCGCAGGACAACGGAAACUCCCAUCACAUGAAUAACAACGACGCCGGAGGCGAUGGUAUCGGUAUCGGCGGCUCCGGUGGACCGCCCUCUAAGAAGAUUGGCCUCUAUGUGGGCAACCUUUCCUGGUGGACAACAGAUCAGGACGUGACGGACGCUGUCCUCGAUUUGGGAAUUCAAGAUAUAUUUGAAGUGAAAUUCUUCGAGAAUCGGGCGAACGGCCAGUCGAAGGGCUUCUGUGUCAUAACACUCGGCUCCGACAGCUCUGUCCGCACUGUUAUCGAGAAAUUGCCCAAAAAUGAAAUCCACGGCCAGAACCCAAUGGUUACGCCCUGUAAUCGACAGAAUCUCAAUCACUUUGAGAUGCAGUCGCGAAAGACAGCGCCGGGCGGUCCGGGAGGCGGACCCCAACACUUGGGCGGACAGCAAAACUUUCCCAACCAAAGAGGAGGAGGAGGAGGAGGUCCGCCGCCGCCAAUGGGUGGCAAUCGGCCGCCACUUAUUCAACGCCCGAUUCGACCCAACGGUCCGCUAAUACCGGGUCAGCCGCGUAUGGGAGGAAUGCCUAACCAUCCCAUGCCGUUCGGUGGCGGACCCGGUGGACAGUGGGGUCCCGGUAUGGGACCGAACCCACCGCCACGUCCGCCGGCACCCAUGCAUCCGGGGGCGCCUCCAGGGAUGGGCGGAAUGCCAUUAAUGCGUUUACCACCGCAGGCGCCGCGCGGACCCCUUCCCAAUCAGCCGCUACUGCGCGGCCCGAGUACUCAAAACGACCCGCGAUCACAAAUGCCACACUCAGGCCCUCCUAUGCCCGACUGGGCCGACCCGCAGGGACCGCACCCGCACGGCCCGCCCGGACCUCACAAUAUGCUACUCCCACCUCCCGGGCAGUCGCAGCCCAACCAAUCCAUGCCUCCCAGAGUUCAACAAAACGACUUCUCAGGUCCGGUGCCGGGAAUGCCACCGCCCGGUCCCCACUCAGGGCCGGCACCGCACGUGAAUCCGGCCUUCUUUCAGGCACAACAUCACGCGUCGAUGGCUCCACAACAGCAACAGACCGAUCAGUUUGGCAAUCGUAUGCCUCCCGGAGCCGUGCAGUUCGGUCACGGAGACUACCGCAGCGGACCCGUGGCCAACAUGGAUGUGCCCAUCACUCUCCAGAUCAGUGAAGGCGAGUUCGACGACAUCAUGAAUAAGAACAGAACCGUUUCGAGCUCUGCCAUCGCGAGGGCCGUAACCGACGCUUCUUCUGGUGACUUCGCGGCUGCGAUCGAGACUCUGGUGACCGCUAUAUCGCUGAUAAAGCAGUCAAAGGUGGCGAACGACGAGCGCUGCAAAAUCCUUAUCAGUUCACUACAGGACACACUUCACGGCAUCGAAACCAAGUCUUACAGCAACUCUUCGUCGCGCAAAGAGAGGCCGCGAUCUCGUGAGCGGUCGAGAGAGCGUACGUCCAGACGGGAGAAGUCCCGACGCGAGCGCUCCCGCAGUCGAGAGCGAGACUAUAGGGACAGAAGUCGAGACCGAUAUCACGACACCGACCGUCACUACGACGGCGAACGCUAUCGAGAGAAAGAGAGGGAACGCGAGAGAGAACACAGAAGUAGUCGUCACUGAAGACAUUCGCUCCCGAAGAAGACAAUCGGUGUCCGACUCUGUCUUUGAUUUUCACAUUUAAAUCCCUUUUUCUAAGAAUUGAAUUAAAAAUGAUAUGUUUUUUCUUUCUUUAUGUCAUUUAAAAUCAAUUUGUUUGAUAUAUAAUCUCUUUAUAAACACAUAAAUAAUGUAUAAUUUAUUCAUUAAUUAAUUAUUUGACGAUUUUUUUCUAUUUCUUAAUUACCGUAA
Medioppia subpectinata is the source of this 5974-nucleotide messenger RNA. The record is from the annotation of a GenBank genome assembly. Lineage: Eukaryota; Metazoa; Arthropoda; Arachnida; Sarcoptiformes; Oppiidae.